Messenger RNA from Hyaloscypha bicolor E, 2010 nucleotides. Its product is annotated as L-fucose:H+ symporter permease-like protein. Lineage: Eukaryota; Fungi; Ascomycota; Leotiomycetes; Helotiales; Hyaloscyphaceae. The coding region runs from base 212 to 1771 and encodes 519 amino acids. The record is from RefSeq and is a predicted model, not a curated record. The transcript is spliced from 4 exons.
ACAGCUUCUUGUCCAUCAUGGUGACCGGCGUGAGGAGGGGUCUUGGAACAUGGGAAAGUUUUCGUGUGAGAUAAGAACGCCUUUCCCCUCCCCUCCAGAAAUAUUUCUGUACGGGCGUCUCUUCAUAAUCAACAUUGAUAGUCCCUCCACAGCCUUUCGAAAUAUCUGAACGACUUCUUACCAAGCAGACACCAUACGCAUCCAAUUCGCAAUGGCCGGCGGUGCUAUGAUCUCCACUGGGGGCACGGUUGAGGGCGGGUUUCUGACUGGAAGAGCUCUUUACUACCCCGUCUUCCUGAUCACCUUACUCUUCUUUCUCUGGGGCUUUUCGUACGGCCUUCUAGAUGUCUUGAAUUCUCAUUUCCAAACUGUUUUAAGCAUUACCAAGCUACAAUCGACCGGUCUCCAAGUUAUGUACUUCGGCGGAGGCUAUUUCUUCUUCUCGCCGAUUGCUGCUGAGGUCCUCAAGCGACGCGGAUAUAAGACUACCAUUUUGAUGGGUCUCGCCCUCUACUCUCUUGGUGCAGUCUUCUUCUGGCCCGUAGCUCACUUCUCCACCCCCCAAAACAAGCUUGCAUCCUACGGCGGCUUUCUCGUUUGUACCUUCGUCAUUGCUUGCGGUCUAUCGACACUGGAGACGUCUGCCAAUUCGUACGCUGUCAUCAUCGGCGACCCAGCCUCAGCCUCAAUCCGCCUUCAAUUCUGCCAAUCCUGGAACGGAGUAGCUUCCUUCGUCGGCCCCCUCAUUGCCUCCAAGUUCUUUUUUACCGGAUCUAACGCCCAUAACCUUACAAACGUUCAAUACGUCUAUUUAGCCGUUGCCUGUCUCGGUGUUGCAGUCGCUGUUCUCUUUAUCUUCACCAGGCUCCCCGAAGUCUCCGAACAAACUCUCGCUGACAACGCUAAUAUUGAGAUCACGGCUGUUGACGAAGAGGGAAAUCAGAUCGGCCAAGCGUCUCUCUGGAAGCAAUACAACAUGUUCUUUGCGUUCGGCGCACAGUUUGCGUACGUCGGUGCCCAGGUCACCAUUGGCGCAUUCUUUAUCAAUUACGUCGUUGAAAACGGUGGCUAUGACAAACCAACUGCUUCGAAUUUCCUCUCCUACGCGCUAAUCAUUUUCACCGUCGGUCGAUUCGUUGCUGUCUGCAUUGCGUUCUUCCUUGCGCCUUCGUUCAUUAUGUGUGUGUACUCAGCACUGGCAAUUGCAUUCACGGCCGCGUCAUCUGCAGUGAAAGGCUCAGGUGGCGUUGGAGUACUCAUGGCAACGUAUUUCCUGAUGGCUCCGAUGUACCCAACGAUUUUCACCCUAGGAACUGCAAAUCUCGGAACCCAUACUCGUCGUGGUGCUGGUAUCCUGGUCAUGGGAGUCGCCGGAGGAGCCGUAUUCCCACCAAUUCAAGGUGCCGUCGCCGACUCCGCAUCAACCAGAAUCUCGAUGGUCAUUCCCCUGGUCGGCUUCGUCUACGUCUUCGGCUACUGCUUGUUCCACUGGUUCACGCACGGGCGCAACUUCCGUCGCGUCAAGGACAUCGUGGUUGCAGCCGAUACCGCUGGUCGUAAAGGCUCAGCAUGGGGAGGAGCGCUGGGUGGCGCGAUCAACUACGUUCAUUACACGGGGGAGAAGGAGUCCUUAUCCGCGCAGGGUGGGAGGAGAGCGAGUAUUAUUUCUCAUGGAAGGAGAUCUUCAGUUGCGGUGCACGUCAAGAGAGCUUCUGUUUCUCAUGGUGAAGUUAUCGAAGAGGAACAGAAGGGUAACCCUAUUCUCUUGUAGAGCCCAUGGUGGGGUUGAGGGGCUGCUGCAGCUUAGCGAGCUCAGCCCCUGAGCUCGCUAACGAGUAAGAACCCCGCUUCGGUAGCGCACGAGGAGUGGGUGGAGCGCCUUGUCCAGGAGGCUCUUUCUUUUUCAAGGAGGAUUGAUCUUCGUCUGGAAAUCAGAUCUUGGGUUGAUUAGGGAAUUCCUGUAAUUACUUAGUUUAUCGUAUAUAUUUUCAAUAUCUACUUUAUCCCCUC